Messenger RNA from Kazachstania africana CBS 2517, 1254 nucleotides. It is a transcript of the gene UBX3, whose product is annotated as clathrin-mediated endocytosis regulator UBX3. NCBI's taxonomy places the organism in Eukaryota, Fungi, Ascomycota, Saccharomycetes, Saccharomycetales, Saccharomycetaceae. Gene Ontology annotation, cellular component: endoplasmic reticulum. Bases 1 to 1254 code for a protein of 417 amino acids. The record is from RefSeq and is a predicted model, not a curated record. The transcript has a single exon. Gene Ontology annotation, molecular function: ubiquitin binding.
AUGAACGGAAUAAGCCAUUUUCUGGGUGCUAGACACGCCGAUCCUGUCUCUUCAUCAAUGCCAGGCUCUUUUCCAAGAGAAAACAACGAUGCCAAUGCUAGGUCGCACUCCCAUAACUUUAAAGGCUUCCUCAAGUAUUUGUCUUUCGCUUUACUUAGGAUCCCAUUAUUUUUCUCAUACUGUCUAUUAUCUAUCAUUGUAUCGACAUUUACGUAUUUAAACAAGCUAAGUGACUUUGGUCUGCUCUAUAACAGAAAGACAACUGAUCAUGCUGUGGAAUUAAAUAUAUUGAUAGAAACUCUAUCAAACGAAUCUCUGUCUUAUAACUCCACCACAUACAACUUCGGUUCAAUUUAUAAUCCACAAUCACAAGGUAUUGUUUCUAAAUCGAUUGUGGAGAGUUAUACAUCACUUCUGAACUCGUGUACACAAAAUUUCAAGUUUGGCUUGAUUUAUAUUCAUGAUCCAGUAAAUGAUCAUUCCUUAAAAUUUGUUAACGAAAUUCUUUGCAACGAAGAAUUCGUACAUCUAAUCAAAAAAUAUCAAAUGCUCUAUUGGUUUGGUUCAAUAUUGACAUCCGAAGGGUUACAAGUUUCUAAUGCCCUAAAGUUUAGAAAACUUCCUGCAAUUGGAUUGCUCUGUUUGACAAAUUCUAAUAAGAUUGAGCUUGUUUACAAGAUUGAAGGUACCUUAAGAAGUUCGAAUUUUGCCAAGUUAGACAGGGUCCUUUCCAAAUACUAUCCACAGCUCAUGAUUCUACGACAACAAAAGAAAAAUACCGACAUGCACAGGCUAUUAAGAGAGGACCAGGACGCAAGAUUCAAUGAAUCAUUGAGAAUUGAUCGAGAACGAGAAAGACAAAGAAUUGAACAAUUAGAGAGAGAAAACGAGUUAGCAAAUAGAGAAAUUUUGAAAAAGCAAUGGUUACUCUGGAGGAAAACUCAAUUACAUACACCUACACAAGGAAGCUCAUGUCAAAUAGCCAUUCGUUUCAAUGGUACUGAAAGAACCAUCGAAAAGUUCGAUCCUAACGCACCUAUAGAGGAAAUAUAUGUUUUUGCAGACCUUUACAGGAAUAAAUUACUGGAUUCUGACGAAGUUUACGAUGAACCUCCACUGAACUAUCAACACAAAUAUGAUUUUCUAUUGGCAGCACCCUCUCCGCGUACAAUCCUUGAGCCUACCAUAUUAAUAAAGGAUGAGGCUACAAUAUACCCUUCAGGAAAUGUCGUCGUCGAAGACGUAGUAGAUUAA